AUGAAUAAAAAUGUUGCCUCACCAAGUGUAAUUCGUAUUAAAAGAAGAAGAGAUGAAGAUUCUUUGCAGGCUCUACUUUUGGAAACGGCCAGGAAUAGUAAAAGGGGUAAAUAUGUUUUCAAAUUAUCUAAGACUGUAGACACUAAAAAUGAUGCCAGUCACCUUCACAAUAACAAUAAAUAUUCCUUGAAUUCUUAUACUGAUACUGAUAAUAAUCCAUCUUAUAGAGAAACUCCCGUUUUGGAAUCAACGUCAGCUGCGCAUACCUACAUUUUAGCUAAGUCUCGACUACAAGAAAUUGCUACUACAUCAACAAAACUUAAACCAGAAGUUAAUGAGCUAUUGCAAGAAUAUUUACAAACAAAUGAAAAUGUGGCAUCCACCGCUACCUCGGAUACACUGUGUAACAAUAUGUUAAGUAUUGAAUAUGUCUAUGAUAUUUAUGUUAAACAAAAAAUCAGUCAAGAAGACGACUUUUUGUUUGAUAAAAAUACAAUGGGGUAUGUUCGAAUAAUGGAAGAUGACUUGAUCCCUGAUGAAGAAUCUGAUUUAGAAGAAAGACAGAUCUUAUCAGAUGACGAGGAUUCGAAUACUGAAGACUUUUAUAGAAAUGAUUAUCCAGAGGAUGAGGAUGACGACAGAUCCAUCGUUUUUGGAGAUCAUGAGGAGAAAGUAGCAGAAGAAACAAAUUUCUUCAGAUAUGGUCAUGAUCACGAACUUGAAAUUGCAAAUAAUAACGGUUCCAUUGGGAUAUCAUAUGACCGAAUCUAUGAUCAAUAUAACAAUAGUAGUAACAAUGGUCAAGGGUCAUUUUUAGAUUCUAUAAGAUUCAAUCGUGGUGCCAAUGGAUAUGAAGAUGACCGUGGUAGCGAGGGGAAAGUUGAUAAUUUGUACGACGAGUCAAGUUAUAACACUGACUACGAAUAUGAUGGGGAAGAGGAAGAAGACAGUAGUAAAAUAGAUUUCCCACGAAACCAAUUCUUUGCUACUGAUAGAGAUGAUCCAUUAGCAAUUCAUAGAGACAAAAUUAUGAACAAAUUGCAAAAAAUUAUAGACAAGAGCAAAUAA
Molecule: messenger RNA, 1068 nt
Organism: Saccharomycodes ludwigii
Lineage: Eukaryota; Fungi; Ascomycota; Saccharomycetes; Saccharomycodales; Saccharomycodaceae
Gene: IWR1
Product: Iwr1p
Exons: 1
Coding region: 1-1068 (355 amino acids)
Biological process (GO): protein import into nucleus
Cellular component (GO): cytoplasm
Source: RefSeq, a predicted model, not a curated record